Molecule: messenger RNA, 4433 nt
Organism: Carassius gibelio (silver crucian carp)
Lineage: Eukaryota; Metazoa; Chordata; Actinopteri; Cypriniformes; Cyprinidae
Product: 2-oxoglutarate dehydrogenase complex component E1
Exons: 23
Coding region: 359-3427 (1022 amino acids)
Biological process (GO): tricarboxylic acid cycle
Cellular component (GO): oxoglutarate dehydrogenase complex; mitochondrion
Molecular function (GO): oxoglutarate dehydrogenase (succinyl-transferring) activity; thiamine pyrophosphate binding
Source: RefSeq, a predicted model, not a curated record
CCGAUUCGGUGGAAUGAGUUUGAUUUCACUGCAAGUAAAAAUGCCGCGCGAAAUAUAGCAGUGACGUCGGAGGCGGCUGACGUUCUCCGUAACGGAAGUCUGGUUCUUUUCUGUCACUCAGCGGACUCCGGUGCACAACCAGUUCACAAAGACAGCCGGCACAAAGUACAAACUACAGAUAGGAUUAAACGGUCAAGGGCUUUUUGGGCUAUCUAUUCUUCCCCAGCAAAUUGAAACGCCUUUUCCGUUUGAGCUUAAGAAGAAGAAGAAGAAGGAGGUGACACUUCUCUUUUCUGUUGUGGCACUGGGGACAUCCAGGAACUAUUGAGUGUGGGUGGUGCUUGUUUAAAAGACUGCGAUGCACCGCUUAAGGACUUGUGUGGCACGGCUCCGGCCGAUCACGGCCUCACAGACUGCUAAACAUCUGUCACAGCAGAGGCCAGCGGCCACCCCUAGGACGUUUCAGCCAUUCAGGUGCUACACGGCACCGGGGGCCGCAGAGCCGUUUCUGAACGGAACCAGCUCUAACUAUGUCGAGGAGAUGUACUAUGCAUGGUUGGAGAAUCCCAAGAGUGUGCACAAGUCUUGGGACAUUUUCUUCAGGAAUGCUAAUGCUGGUGCCCCCCCGGGUACAGCCUACCAGAGUCCUCCUCCAAUGGGAGUGAGUCUGGCCGGGCUCCCUCAGGCCCAGUCUCUGGUGGGGGCUCAGCCGAAAGUGGAGAAACUGGUGGAAGACCAUCUGGCAGUCCAGUCCCUCAUCAGGGCCUAUCAGAUACGUGGUCACCAUGUGGCUCAGCUGGACCCUCUGGGGAUUAUGGAUACUGAUCUGGAUUCAUGCGUUCCCAAUGACAUUAUUACAUCAUCGGAUAAACUGGGUUUUUAUGGGCUGGAAGAGUCUGAUCUGGAUAAAGUGUUCCACUUGCCCACCACUACCUUCAUCGGGGGCAAUGAGAGCGCUCUGCCCCUCAGAGAGAUCAUCCGCCGCUUAGAGAUGGCGUAUUGCCAGCAUAUAGGGGUUGAGUUCAUGUUCAUCAAUGACCUGGACCAGUGUCAGUGGAUCAGACAGAAGUUUGAGAGGCCUGGAGUGAUGCAGUUCAGCCUGGAGGAGAAGAGGACACUGCUGGCUCGCAUGGUCCGCUCCACCAGGUUUGAGGAGUUCCUGCAGAGGAAAUGGUCCUCUGAGAAGCGCUUUGGGCUGGAGGGAUGUGAGAGUCUGAUCCCAGCGCUCAAAACCAUCAUUGAUAAAUCCAGCGAUAAGGGAGUAGACACGGUCAUCAUGGGAAUGCCUCACAGAGGCCGUCUGAACGUGCUUGCUAAUGUGAUCCGUAAGGAACUGGAGCAAAUUUUCUGUCAGUUUGACUCUAAACUGGAAGCUGCUGAUGAGGGUACAGGAGAUGUCAAGUACCACUUGGGCAUGUACCACAGGAGGAUAAACCGUGUGACUGACAGGAAUAUUACUUUGUCAUUGAUGGCCAACCCUUCCCAUCUGGAAGCGGUGAACCCGGUGGUGCAGGGCAAGACUAAAGCGGAGCAGUUCUACUGCGGAGACACAGAAGGAAAUCAGGUGAUGUCCAUUUUGAUCCAUGGUGAUGCUGCUUUUGCAGGUCAGGGCAUUGUCUAUGAAACCUUCCAUCUGAGCGAUCUGCCGUCCUACACUACACAUGGCACUGUGCACGUGGUGGUCAACAACCAGAUCGGCUUCACCACAGAUCCUCGUAUGGCGCGCUCCUCUCCGUAUCCUACUGAUGUUGCCCGUGUGGUCAAUGCCCCCAUAUUCCACGUCAACGCAGAUGAUCCCGAAGCUGUAGUGUACGUGUGCAACGUGGCCGCAGAGUGGAGAGCCACCUUCCACAAAGAUGUGGUGGUGGACCUGGUAUGUUACCGCCGUAAUGGCCACAACGAGAUGGAUGAGCCGAUGUUCACCCAGCCACUGAUGUACAAACAGAUCAAGAAGCAGAAGGGAGUUCUGCAGAAAUAUGCCGAGAAGCUCAUCGCCGAAGGUGCCGUCUCACUACAGGAGUAUGAGGAAGAGUUUUCCAAGUACGACAAAAUCUGUGAGGAAGCUUAUGCUCGCUCUAAGGAUGAGAAGAUCCUCCACAUCAAGCACUGGCUGGACUCCCCCUGGCCAGGUUUUUUCACUCUGGACGGUCAGCCCAAGAGUAUGAGCUGCCCAUCCACUGGUCUGCCAGAGGAGGAGCUGUCCCACAUCGGACAAGUGGCGUCAUCAGUACCCGUGGAGGACUUCAAAAUUCAUGGAGGUCUGAGUCGUAUUCUGAAGGGCCGUGCUGACAUGAUCAAGAACAGGACCGUGGACUGGGCUCUGGGAGAGUACAUGGCCUUUGGCUCUCUGCUCAAGGAGGGCAUCCAUGUGCGUCUCAGCGGCCAAGAUGUGGAGAGAGGAACCUUCAGUCACCGUCACCAUGUUCUCCAUGACCAGAACGUAGACAAGAGGAUCUGCAUUCCCAUGAACCACGUGUCCCCUAACCAAGCCCCGUACACUGUCUGCAACAGCUCUCUGUCGGAGUAUGGAGUACUAGGUUUUGAGUUGGGCUUUGCUAUGGCCAAUCCUAAUGCUCUGGUUCUGUGGGAGGCCCAGUUUGGAGACUUCCAUAACACGGCUCAGUGUAUAAUCGACCAGUUCAUCUGCCCUGGCCAAGCUAAAUGGGUUCGCCAGAACGGCAUUGUCUUACUGCUGCCACAUGGCAUGGAGGGCAUGGGUCCCGAGCACUCCUCUGCCCGUCCAGAGCGCUUCCUGCAGAUGUGCAAUGAUGACCCGGACUUUAGUCCUAAAGCCACUGAUGACUUUGAGGUGCGUCAGCUGUAUGACUGCAACUGGAUCGUCGUAAACUGUUCAAAUCCCGGCAACUAUUUCCAUGUAAUAAGGAGGCAGAUCCUUCUUCCCUUCAGGAAACCCCUUAUUGUCUUCACUCCCAAGUCUCUGCUGCGUCAUCCGGAGGCCAAGUCUAACUUUGACCAGAUGCUACCAGGCACUCAUUUCCAGCGCGUGAUCCCAGAUGAUGGACCGGUCACUCAAAACCCCUCAGAGGUGAAGCGCAUCGUCUUCUGUACAGGAAAGGUCUAUUAUGAGCUCACGCGCGAACGCAAAGCACGCAGCAUGGAGGACUCUGUGGCGAUCACUCGCAUUGAGCAGCUCUCUCCUUUCCCGUUCGACCUGGUGAAGGCUGAGACUGAGAAAUAUCCCAAUGCUGACCUGGUCUGGUGUCAAGAGGAGCAUAAGAACCAGGGAUACUACGACUACGUCAAGCCCCGCAUGCGCACCACCAUCAACCGUGCCAAGCCUGUCUGGUAUGCCGGACGUGAUCCUGUCGCCGCCCCGGCUACAGGAAACAAGAACACCCAUCUUCUGGAGCUGAAGCGUUUCCUUGACACUGCCUUCAACCUGGACGCCUUCAAAGACCACGUCUAAACCUGUCCUUCAGUCCACAGAGAAAACAAAAACUCAGAAACACCCCAUUCAUCCCGCAACCAAAUACACUAAGAAUAGCGAUACAGUUUAUCCAACGUGUUCAGGGUUUUUGUUUUGUUAAUAAUGUUAAUUUCAAGCCUUAGUCACCACUGUUGCCCAGUUCAACAACACCAAAUGAUAAACCACAAGAGAUAAAACUAUUUUUUAUCUUGCUUAAGCAGAAAUGACAGCACAAAUGUUGUUUUGAAUAGACCUCUAAUAUAUUUUCAACCAAAGCACAGCUCCAAUCCUGGUAAAAACUUCCUUGGACAGUAAUCGGCAUCAAUAGCCUCACAAAAUUAAGAGACAUUUCCCUGAGCUUUCGUGUAGGGUUGUCGGUGUCCCUAUUCUCAAUGGCUCUAUGGUUUUAAUUUGUACGUUUUUUUUUUCUUUUGUUUUUCUUUAUUUGAUAAUUGUGGGCUAAAUUCUGAAUUGGGGGAAUUUUGGCUUAUACAUUUACAAAGUCUCAUAUGUAGGCAAGAUUGUCAAUUAAGUGGUAAAAACGACACUUUAUCUGUACCUUUGCACUGUUUUCUGGUAAGAAGCAAAAACAGUUUUCCGAAGUGAAUGUUGCAGUUGUAUGAUUAUAUUCAUGUAAAAAUGACUUCAGAGGAGGAAAGACUUUACCACUGACACCUUUACCUGUAUGUGCCUCUUCUGGUUCUGUAUCAUUGUCUGUAGAUGGCAUUGUAUACUCACUUCAGAAUUCCCUUCAGAACUCAAAUCCUCAUUUGCCCUCUGAUAAUGCAUGCCAUACAGCCCAACCCAGCAGCAGGAACAUUUAAUAUGGCAAGCAAGACAGAAUUACACCUGUUUGUGGUCACUCUUUUAAAUAGAAACUGAUGACCUCUUUUUGGCUUUUUCAAAGAGAGGGCAAAUUAUUUUAUUUAUUUAGGUUUUUUUGAGGAUUAAGAUUCUGUCCUCAUAACGGUUUAGCUUCAUACAAUAAACUCAUUAACUUCUCAAA